GCAUGGCCAUGUCACCCCACCCGUAGCUUAAACUAUUGACAGGGGCUCUUCUCUGUUUGGACAGUGCACGUGAGAGUCAUUCAUGGAUAACAACGUUGAGAGAAAUGGCUGAUCCAGAGCUAUGUUUGGAGAGUGGAGGUUAUGAUGCGGAUUCUUUUGUUGACCCUCCAGACCAAGACCUGAUUUGUACCAUAUGUCAAGGUGUUCUUAGAUGUCCAGUGCGGGCACCUUGCCACCACAUCUUCUGCAAAAAAUGCAUUUUACAGUGGCUGAAAAGGCAGGAGACAUGUCCUUGUUGUCGAAAACCAAUUAAUCAUAAUUUAAUAUUGGUGAUGUACAAAUUGAGCAAGUCAAUUGGCCGUUUAAAGAUUAAGUGCAAGAACGAGAUCCGUGGUUGCCGCGCAACCUUUCCACUGGCAGAGCAAUACUGCCACAGCCUGGCCUGUGUGUUCGAGCUGGUGGGGUGCCCGUACCGCGGCUGCCGUGCCCAACUGCUGCGCCGUGACCUGGAGACCCAUGCACGGCACUGUGAGCACUGGAGGCGACCGUGCCACAUGGGCUGCGGAGCACUGGUGAGCCAUGGUACAUGGACACAGCACAAUUGCUACCAGCAGCUGCGUCUGCAGCACGAGGCACAGCGUCAAAGCCACCGUGCAGUCGCUAUUGCACUCCAAAGGAAGAUGAGGCGCAUGCAGAAGGCCAUGGCCCACAUGAAGGAGCAGAUUGCCCUGAUCUGUGAGAGCCUGGAGGUUAUGGAUGAGCAACAGGAGCAGGAAGAAGAGGGCAGCAACAGUGAGAGAAGCAACAGCAGAAGCAGUAGCUUCUGAAAAAGUCCUGUCCUCUCUUGCUCUGUGAACUAAAGCAAGGGGUUAGGCAUGUUAAUAACAUGUAUACCACAGUAUGCCGUAGAAAGGGCAGAUAUUAGUCAUAUCUGCCACACAGAGAUAGUCCUGAGAGGUACUGCUUUUCACUGCUGUUAUGACAAACAAGAUGAAAUAAAAAAUAUGUAUUUGAAA
Clupea harengus (Atlantic herring) is the source of this 1016-nucleotide messenger RNA. Its product is annotated as RING finger protein 151-like. Gene Ontology annotation, molecular function: zinc ion binding. Lineage: Eukaryota; Metazoa; Chordata; Actinopteri; Clupeiformes; Clupeidae. The record is from RefSeq and is a predicted model, not a curated record.